CGACGAUCAGCAGUAAGACAUUUUGUUCAGCGAAAUGGUGAGAAAAACCGCGAAUCCGCCGCGAUCCCCCACGAGGAGUUCAAAAAAGCCAGGCAAGGAGCACAAAUCGGUGAUCAGCCGAUUUGCAUUACCUUUUUUUCAUAAUGAGCUGGCCAAACUGAAGCAACACAUGAGAGACCAACACAUCGCAGCUAUAAACAUGACACCAUUCGGGCAUUUUCUGGAUUGCCCGAAAAUGAAGUUUCCAUGGCACCGACUUGUUGCCCUCGUCAAUAGCUUCAGUUCGGAAUCUAUGUCCUUCAAGAUUGGAAGUGACAUUGAGCUUCCGUUUGAAGUUGAAGAAUAUUCUGUAGUCUUAGGACUACACGCGAAAGGAGUCUACGUGACCGAAAAUACAUCGGUCGAAAGCGAAUGGUUUGUUCGAAUUUUUGGGAGCAAGCCACGUUCUGUAACCCGCGGGCAGGUGUUGCAGAAGCUGCGUGAGGCUCUGUUGCAGGGGCUGGAGCCUCUUUCUGUUGCGGAUGUUGCUCGUCUUUUUAUUAUGUUUGUUUUUGCAAAUAUUUUAUUUUGUUCUGCGAAUUAUUCUGUACCCCUUUUUUUGUUACCUCUAUAA
Andrographis paniculata is the source of this 613-nucleotide messenger RNA. RefSeq lists its product as uncharacterized. The record is from RefSeq and is a predicted model, not a curated record. The transcript has 3 exons. Lineage: Eukaryota; Viridiplantae; Streptophyta; Magnoliopsida; Lamiales; Acanthaceae. Bases 35 to 613 code for a protein of 192 amino acids.